Messenger RNA from Podospora anserina S mat+, 816 nucleotides. RefSeq lists its product as uncharacterized. The record is from RefSeq and is a predicted model, not a curated record. Lineage: Eukaryota; Fungi; Ascomycota; Sordariomycetes; Sordariales; Podosporaceae. Gene Ontology annotation, cellular component: mitochondrion. The transcript is spliced from 3 exons. Bases 1 to 816 code for a protein of 271 amino acids.
AUGUUACGAACAGCCUUCGGGACGCUCGAGGCCCUUGUGGAGCGGAGCGCCUUGUCCAUUACCAGAAAUACCACAGGGAGACAGCUUUGGGCGAAACGGAUAUCGGCCAAUACAACCAACGGACUACCAUGGCAUUGGAGGGCGAGGUUGUCACAGCUUAGACAGGCUUCACCAACCAAGUCCGCCUCGAACAAGAGCCCCUCGAAAGCCAUCCCGCGCCAACAACUCAAAAACUCUUUUUUCACAUCACGGCGGAAUUUUCACUCUUCCAAAGCGAGGCGGGGGGAUUCUGAGUCGGCCAAGAAUGGGACUAAGACCACUGGGUCGCUGAGCCUGCGCGAUAGGUUGAAGAAGCUAUCGAGAGAGUACGGUUGGACGGCCAUGGGUAUCUACCUGGCUUUGUCUGUCUUGGACUUUCCCUUCUGCUUUCUGUUGGUGCGGACUGUGGGCACGGAGAGGAUAGCUCAUGUCGAAGAAGUAGUGGUGUCGAACGCAAAAAAGGUGAUUCCGGAGCGAGUUCAGAAUCGAUGGAACGAGUAUCGCAAGUCGUUGAAGGAAGCAAAGCAAGAGCUCACUGGCAAGGCUGAUGCCGAAGUGGUGGGCCAUGGCGUAGCCGAAGCGGAGGAAGCAAACAAGGGAGAGGGAGCCAGCUUGGCAACCCAGCUCGCGCUGGCUUACGCUAUUCACAAAAGCUUCAUCUUCUUCCGCAUUCCCUUGACAGCAGCUAUCACUCCCAAGAUCGUAAAGACCCUUCGGGGUUGGGGCUGGCAAAUCGGCAAGCGCCCGGUCAGGCCACACAAAAAGGCAUCUGACUAG